Molecule: messenger RNA, 2571 nt
Organism: Sceloporus undulatus (fence lizard)
Lineage: Eukaryota; Metazoa; Chordata; Lepidosauria; Squamata; Phrynosomatidae
Gene: HOMEZ
Product: homeobox and leucine zipper encoding
Exons: 3
Coding region: 270-1793 (507 amino acids)
Biological process (GO): regulation of transcription by RNA polymerase II
Cellular component (GO): nucleus
Molecular function (GO): DNA-binding transcription factor activity, RNA polymerase II-specific; DNA binding
Source: RefSeq, a predicted model, not a curated record
UCUGGGGGAAAAGUGAGUACAGGACGCAGAGGGGAGAGGAUUCGGCUUUGGCAAGGAGGAACUGCGAGGCCUGGAGGGCUAGCAAGGACUGUUGGGAGUGAAAUUGGCUGCUUAGCGCAGCGGCUUGGCAAUAAAUUUUGUCUGGAUUUCUUUCCUGCCCAGUUCAAAGUUCCUGGGGCUGUGCGGAUGGUUGGACAUCGAAAUAUGCCGUUUUAAGGGACUGACGCUGAUCCCUAGAGAUAGAAGAUUUCUUCUAGACCUCAGCAGUCAUGCCUCCCAACAAGGAUGCCUCGGGCUGUCUUGGCUCACCUCCAGGUUUGAUCUGCUUGCCACCCAUAUCUGAGGAUCUCCAGUUGGUGUGGACUCAGGCAGCACAAACCAGUGAUCUCGAUGGCAACCAGCACCUGUUGCAAACCUUCAGCUACUUCCCCUACCCCAGCCUUUCCGAUCUGGCCUUGCUCUGCCUGCGUCAUGGCCUGCACAUGGAGAAAGUCAAGGCCUGGUUCAUGGCACAACGCCUUCGCUGUGGCAUUAGCUGGAGCGCUGAGGAGAUUGAAGAGACUCGUGCACGGCUCAUCUACCAUCAGGAUCAGCUUCAUUUUAGUUGCCUGCUUGCUGGGACUGAUGUUGACUGCUGGCACCAAUCUUGUAAAAACCAGGAGUACCAGCAACCGUUGUCUGCCUCUGUGUACUACUCAAAUAAAUAUCCAGAGAACCAGCAGUCGUCUAUAGAUUCCUACGCAAAUAAAUAUCUAGUGAACCCGCCGUCUUCUAUAGAUUCCUUAAAUCACUGCAGCACAGCCCAAGGAAAAGAAGACCUUGGGAGAAUCACUCAGGAUAUUUGGAAACUGAAGGGAAAUGCCUUGUCCCACCAUAGCAAAGCUCAGGAGAACUGUGAACCUUCAAGGACCUCUGUGCAUCUCCACAGUACCAAAGAGACACCAUCUGGCGCUUACCUACUCACUACGCCUGCCAGUCAGGGUCAUAAGAUUGAGAACGCUCACACAGUAGCGUGGGGACUCCCUGCACACUCCACUCAGCUACCAGAGCCUGUUGUGUCUACAGUAAAUGGUGGGCAUCACCCAGUGGUUCUUCCAGCUGGUUCCUCUGUCAAAGCUACCCCAUCGUCAACUACAACUACAGCUACAACCAGUGUUAUUGAGUCAUGCAACCUUCAGAACUAUCAGUACACUAUGGGUGACCAGCAGCAUUCUUCAGGUUGCAUCUCAGACGUUCUUCGCAAACCUAGGCGAAAGACAAAGGAACAGUUGGAUGUGUUAAAGUCUUUCUUCCUUCAUCACCAGUGGGCCAGAAGAGAAGAUUAUCACCAUCUGGAGAAGAUAACUGGGCUACCGCGGGCCGAGAUUAUCCAAUGGUUUGGAGACACUCGCUAUGCCCUUAAACAUGGUCAACUGAAAUGGUUUCGGGACAAUGCAGGGCAGAGUCCACAGCCUGUCUCUUCCCUGCCUCCUCAUCCACUUCACAGCAACCAUCCAGACACAAGUCCACUGGAGCGCUACUGGGCAACCCAUCUACAACUUCAGGAGAAUGAUAUACCAACACUCUGUCAUGAGUCAGGUAUGGAUGUUGAUCAAGUGUUAAAGUGGUUCAGUUCACAUUCACCUGCACCAUGUGAAGUAGAAGUAUGCUUGGGGGAUGAGGAUGAAGUAGAUGAUGAGGUGGCAGCACAUAUGAUAAAAGAGAAUUAUGAAGACUAUGAAGAGGAGGAGGAAGAAGAUGAUGAUGAUGAUGAUGAUAACAAUGAUGAUGACGAUGAAGAUUGGGUUGCCUAGGGCUCUUCUGUGGAUACUAGAGAUUCUGGGGUUUGUGGAUGGGUCUCAGGGAUGGAUCAAGAAGAUAAAUAAAUAUGAAAAGAAGUUGAGAGUGAGGUCCCUACUUCAUUAGGCUCCUGCCAUUCUCAUUGCUCCACACUGGGGGACCUUUCAUGUUCUAGAAUGUGCUUAUCUUUUUCCUGUGUUUCAAAUUUUAAGUUAAAAGAGUUGUCCUGUCCCUGUUAUUCAGUGAUUAUGUCUUCAGUCAUAGAGUUAAAAAGAUACUGGAAAUGGAGCUCUCAGUAUCCUUUCGUAUUCCAGAGACUAUAGCAUGAACCCUGUUGGUAGUCUGCUAGAUCUGGAAGGUUUUAUUUUAUUUAGCUUUCAAGUUGAUACCUGUUCAUUGUGCUGAUAGAUUCCAGAUUUGCUUUCUACUUCUAGAAUCCUAUUAAAUAUUCAAAUUUUGCUGUUCUUGAAUUUUAAAGCUGGUACUCCUGCUUUUCAUUUAUAAUUCGAUAGUUCCCCUAAUUACCAUAAUUGCAUAGUCUCAGAUUCAAGUCUUUCUAGGCAUCCUUGUGACUUCUUAUGUUUCUACUUCUAUUGUAAUACCCUUUUCAGUCACCAUGCAAAAAUUGGCUGCUCUAAGGUCAGUUUAUUUCAUUCUAUUUAAGAAAUACGAUUUGCUUCUCAAAGUAAAAAUUCUUUGUACUUUAUUUUUAUAAAUGUAAAAGUGUUUUGCAAAAAACCAGAGGAGAAAGAUAUCACCUUUCCAACCUUUUCAGUUCUAAGCCAUUCUUUU